This is a messenger RNA of Falco peregrinus (peregrine falcon), 3063 nucleotides long. RefSeq names its product angiogenic factor with G-patch and FHA domains 1 (gene AGGF1). The transcript has 14 exons. Bases 239 to 2344 code for a protein of 701 amino acids. The record is from RefSeq and is a predicted model, not a curated record. NCBI's taxonomy places the organism in Eukaryota, Metazoa, Chordata, Aves, Falconiformes, Falconidae. Gene Ontology annotation, molecular function: nucleic acid binding; protein binding.
CCUUCCGGGUGGCGCCGCGUUCGCGCCCCGCGGCAGGUCCUCGCGCAGCGGGGGAAACUUUUCCUGCGGCGGCGCCGCCGGGCAGAGCUCGCGCGGGCUGGGGGGGCGCGCGCCCGCCAUUGCUGCCCUAGCGCCCGGCCGGGCGCCAUGGCCGGGGCCGGCGGGCGGGGCCGCGGCCGCCGCUUUGUCCCAGGCGCCGGGCGGCGGGCGGCGGGCGGGCGCUGAGGAGCGGGCGGGCAUGGCCUCCGUGCCCGACGGCGAGCAGCGGGCUCUGCGGGAGCGGGUGGCCGUGCUAGAGGCGGACUUGGGCGCCUGCCGCGGGCAGCUGGAGCGGGUGCAGCGCCGGCUGCGCCGCACCGAGCGCCUCUACCGCCAGGCGCGGCAGGGCAGCGAGGCGCUGAGGAGACAGGUUGAAGAGCUCACCAAGGAAAUUCGUAAUACAAAGGAGAAAGAUGCAUGUAGCGUAGAAGUACAGACAGAGCACUAUGCUCCGUGGUCACAAGCAGAUUAUUACUACUACGAAAAUUACUACAAUCACACUGACACUCAAGAUUGUGCAUCUGAACUGCCAUUGCAGCACAAUCAUGAAACUGAAGGCACUGAACAUAAUUCACCAGAGGAAUUGCAGACAAAUGUUGAUACUCCUUUAAGGAUGGAUGGCACCAAAGUUGCUGAAGGUGCAGAAGAGGAAAAUCUCAUCCAGAGUUCACAGGAAGUAGAAGAUACUACAGUACAAAAGGGUUCUUUGGCAGAAACCUUGAGAGCUGCUGCAGAGGCUGCUGUUUCACAAACUGGAUUUAUUUAUGAUGAAAAUACAGGAUUGUACUACGACCAUAGCACUGGAUUCUACUAUAAUUCAGAAAAUCAACUGUAUUAUGAUCCAGCAACUGGAAUUUAUUACUACUGUGACGUGGAAAGUGGCCGAUACCAGUUUCAUUCACGAGUAGAUCUGCAGUCUUAUCAGGCAUCUGGUAUUCAGCACACCAAGGAUAAAAAAGGGAAAAAGAAGAGAAAAGAACCAGAGAGGAUAACUGCAAACGAAUAUAAGGAUGUGGACACAGAAGAGCAGAAAUCAUCUAACAGCCUGAACUGCUUUUCCACUACUGAGCAAGUAAGUUCUGAAGAAGAAGAGUCUCCAAAUAUAAGAAAGAAGACUAAAGUGGACACAAAACCACGAAACAGUCUAACAGCCAAAGAAUCAAUUUCUACAGACAGUGUAAAUUCACAUUCACGCAAAAGCACACCUGAUACUGCAGCAUAUACAGAUGACAGUAGAACAGCAGACACAGAGAGUGAGCCAGAAGAAGGUGAAAUUAUGGAUUCUGAGUAUGAAGCCUAUAGCAGUGAGGAUGAAUUAACAAGUGAAGAAACUGCUGAUUCAGGAGACUCAGAAAACGAAGACGAAGAAAAGAUCUGGCCUCCUUGUAUCAGAGUAAUUGUAAUAAGAUCACCAGUUCUACAGACUGGAUCGCUUUAUAUUAUCACAGCUGUGAAACCUGCUACAAUUGGAAGAGAAAAAGAUGUGGGACACACACUUCAGAUUCCUGAAGUUGGAGUCAGUAAGUUCCAUGCAGAAGUAUAUUUUGACCACGAUUUGCAAAAUUAUGUUCUUGUGGAUCAAGGCAGUCAGAAUGGAACAGUUGUUAAUGGAAAUCAGAUUCUCCAGCCUAAAACAAAAUGUGAUCCCUACAUCUUGGAGCAUGGAGAUGAAGUGAAGAUUGGUGAAACUGUGCUUUCUUUUCAUAUACAUCCUGGCAGUGAUACUUGCGAUGGAUGUGAACCAGGACAAGUCAGAGCACAUCUUCGCCUGGACAGGAAAAAAGAAUCUUCUGUUUGCCCAGCACUUAGCAAAGAAGAGAGAGAGUUAGUCAGGAGAAAAGCAUUAAAACAAAUACGGGUAAAAUAUGGUUUACAGAACACAGAGUAUGAAGACAACAAAGCAGUGAAGAAUCCAAAGUACAAAGACAGAGCAGGAAAACGCAGAGAGACCAUCGGAAGUGAAGGAACCUUCCAGAGAGAUGAUAGUCCAGCUUCUGUUCAUAUUGAAAUCAGCAACAGCAACAAAGGACAUAAAAUGUUGGAGAAGAUGGGAUGGAAGAAGGGGGAAGGCCUGGGCAAGGAUGGUGGUGGUAUGAAGGAUCCGAUCUACCUUCAGUUACAUAAGACACAUGCAGGUUUGGGUACCAGUAGACCAGCCUCUAUUGAAGAUGUUCAGAUCAUCCAGAGCAAGAAUAAGAAGAACUGGGAUAAAGCAAGAGAAAGGUUUGCUGAAAACUUCCAAGAACCUACAUCACAAAGGGAAUCACCUAAGAUUACGUCUUGGGUUAAAGGGACUGUGGAGUAAAGUAUCUGGUCCCACAGCAGGGUAAUUCCUGUGUGUAAAUAGUUGGGAGAGAAUUUAUUUUUGUUCUUUUUUCUUCUGCUAAAGCAGAACUUUGGUGAUAUGUAAAAUACAGUGGUGGAAAAAAUGAUACAAGAUUAACCCUAUUAUGUUAACUGGUUUUCUGUAGUCUUCAUGCUUUUAUAAAAACACACUUUCAAUAAGAAAUCAAUGGAGUUUAGAGGGAUAUUCAAGUUUAAGCACUGAAAAGGGAUUCUUAUCAUGAGCAGAAAGUUUAAUUGUGUUUUAACACAAUUUUUCAUGGAAAGUCAAACAAAACAUCUGUUACAUUUAAAUAUGAUACAGUGGUUCAAAAGCAAGCUGAAUCAAAUGAAGAGGGAAAAAAAAAGGGGGGGGGACAGAAAAUGCCCUGGACCCCUACUAACAGAGCAUCCAUACUACCAUUUCCUCUUUUGUAUGCUCAGCAAGUUCACCACUCAGAUUCAUACAGUUCAGUACUAGUUACAUGUCUCAGCUUACCUUAUGGGGGUAAAAACCUUGUUUUGAAAAGAUUCAUCAGUACUGUUGCAAAAGAAAUACUGCACUCCAUGAAAUAAACUGCCAGCUUUAGUGAAGAAAAUGUUCAGAGAUGGAUUGUAGCAAAAUUUUCUUCUGUGAAGAACUUUACAUUUGUUCAGUGAAUCUGUAUCAUGCCUUUAAAAAGAUGAGGUAUGUCUAGAAAA